AUGGAUAAACAAAACCCUGAAGUCGACAUGGUGGAGGGCCGCGAUCAUGGGGACGAGAAGUCCCAAGGGCCUUUCCACGAGGCCCUCGGUCCCAUGCGUGCGAAGAGUGAUGAUCUCAGCGUGUGGGCCACUAUGCGACUGUACAAAGUAGCUGGUAUCAUCGCCAUGGCCGGUGCUUUCAGCGCAUCACUUGACGGAUAUCAAAUCAACUUGAAUGGUGGCAUUGUCUCGAACAAGGGUUUCAUCAAACAAAUGGCUGGUGGCGGCAAAAAGAUCAUUGCAGGCAGAUACAUUUCGGCGUGGGGAGGAAUCCAAUCAGCAGGGCAAACUAUUGGUCAGCUUCUCAUCCAGUACGUCACCGAGGCAUACGGUCGUAAGGUUUCGCUCUUGAUCAUCUUGGCCAUGUUCAUCACGAGCGUGAUGACCGAAUCUUUCGCAAACAACUGGCAGCAUUGGCUCGUUGCUAAGCUCCUGUCGGGCAUGGGAGUUGGCAUGCUCCAGUGUACCAUGCCACUUUACCUGGCCGAAGUUGCCCCAACCCAGCUUAGGGGUGUUUUCAUCAACGCUUAUACUUUCUGGUUCGUUCUCGGGCAGCUAUUCGCCUCGGUUGCUCUUUACGAGCUUAAAGCCGCCGACCCCACCGACUACAAAACACCCAUCUACACGCAGUGGGCCAUGGUGGGAGUUGCUGGAAUCAUCUUCAUUCUCCUGCCAGAGUCGCCUUGGUGGCUCGUCAGCAAGGGCAGGUUCGAGAAGGCCUCCAAGUCUCUUCAGGUCUUGAACCGCGGUGUCGAAGCUUUCGAUGUUCAAGAACAUAUUAACGUCAUGAACGCUACCAUUCAGAUGGAGAACGAUUUGGCGGCGAAGAAUAAAGAAGAGGACAUGUGGGAGGUCUUCCGCGGUCGCAAUCUGAUUCGCUUCAUUAUCUGUUCCUGGCCCAAGGUGACGCAACAAUUUGUUGGCUUGGCCGUUUUCAACACCUAUGCAACCUACUUCUGUAAUCCAAUAUGCCGGCAACAAGAAUCCCUUCCUCGUGACGGUCAUCCUGUCCAGUGUCCAGCUGCUCUCCAUGGUCCUCACAUCCACUCUGACUGA
Molecule: messenger RNA, 1095 nt
Organism: Verticillium alfalfae VaMs.102
Lineage: Eukaryota; Fungi; Ascomycota; Sordariomycetes; Glomerellales; Plectosphaerellaceae
Product: sugar transporter
Exons: 8
Coding region: 1-1095 (364 amino acids)
Biological process (GO): carbohydrate transport; transmembrane transport
Cellular component (GO): membrane
Molecular function (GO): carbohydrate:proton symporter activity
Source: RefSeq, a predicted model, not a curated record